GUUUUAUAGUUUCCCGCUCUUUUUCGUUUUCCAAAGUGGGCCGAAGCAACGCACCCUCGAGCAGUACUUCUUGCGUAUUAAACAAGCGGCCAAGUCGUCAAAUCCGUUGGGUGAUUAUGGUGGGGCUUAUUCAGUAUUUCUAGAACUGAAGUUGACUCGUUCCGAUAAAUGAGUCAAGUCACAUCAUCAUUAUAAUUCUUCAUCAAGGCUACAAAUGGGUCGAAAGUGUUGCGUUCCUCAGUGCCAUGGAGGAUACGCGCUCAAAAAAAGUGAACUGGGGUCGGCCGUGUCUUCAGAAGGUGGAACGCGGCUUUCUUUCCACGCCUUUCCCCAAGAUCCAUCAAUGAGGGACAAGUGGAUCAGAGUCAUUCCUCGCAAACACUAGACACCUUCAGAGAAUUCAUUUGUAUGUAGCCAGCACUUUAUCGAAGAAGAUUUCAGAACCGAAAGGUCUGAUGUCAAUAAGACCAGAUCAGGACAGAGAGGACAAGUCAGAAAAAGCAUGCUCAAGCAGAAGGCGUUCCCUUCAAAAUUUCCAGGUUUGUCAACGUAUCUCUCAAAGGCCGUCCCAAAAGAACGUAAGAGUGAGACGGGAUUUCAAAAGCGAUUUGAAAACACCGUAUCCCGUCACAAUGAACAGACACAAACAUUCUUCAAAGCUCACAAUAUCGAAUGCUUUGAAGAGAUCCUGGACAAAUUGGCGAGGGAAAUCCUUCCUCAAGGAGUGGUCACCCUCUUUAAGAAUGAUGAAGAGCUCAUCCUUGGGAAGGUCGUCAGGGACCAUGAGGGUACACCCGAAAUACAGUUCUCCAUUGUGAUUCAACAAGAUCUGUCGUUCCAAUUGUUUAACGGAAGAUCCUCUCUCUCGCUUAACGCCGUCAAACACAUUCAAGUGGGAAACCAGAUCAAAAAUGUUAAUGUCUUGGUUAACAUCCUUGCGUUCAUGAAGAGUAUGUCGGAAAAAGAUAAUUACGAUCAUGACCAAAUCCAUGCUUUACUGAACCAAUUGAAGAACGAAAUCAACAAAAAUAAUGAAGAUUCAUGCCUUCAAAAACAAUUGUUUGCUCUAGAACAAUUGCAACUUGCACCCAAAUCCACCAAACAAAAAAGGUAUUCUCCGGGUCUUACUGCUCUGGCUGUGCUAUGGUUCAAAACAAGCCCUUGCUUGUACAAGCAAUUACGAAACGAAGGCAUCCUCUCGCUUCCUAGUAUUAAACAUGUUCAAAGAUUGUCUCGUGCCCUUCGAGUGGAAUCCGGAGUGUCUGACGCAACUGUGAAAUAUCUUGAACAAAGAGCAAUCAAUCUCAGUCCCAGAGAAAAAUGUGUCAUCUUGAUCAUGGACGAAAUGAAUGUUGCUCAAAAGCUGGAAUAUUUCAAUGGAAGAUAUUAUGGGCAACAAGAAGGCGAAUUCACAAAAACUCUUUUGGGUUUAAUGAUCAAAUCUCUUGGAGGCAAAUAUUCGGACAUGGUUGCUCUUACUGAGAUAUCGAAGUUAAAUGCAGCAAAACUUAAAGUGGAGUUCAUGCGAGUUAUGCAAGCCGUUACUAAUUGCGGAUUUGAUGUGGUAGCCACGAGUGUGGAUGGUCACAUCAUCAACGUCAAGUUCUACAAGGACAUUUGCAAGGGCGACUUGAAAUUAUCUAUAGCGCAUCCAGUCUCCGAAGAAGUAAACGCUAAGUUAUUUCUCCUCUUUGACAGCGUGCAUAUUUUCAAAAAUGUACUGAACAAUUUCAUCAACGCUCGAGAGUUUCAUCUUCCUCCAUUUGAUGCCAGGGAAAUUGGGGUAGCUAAAUUUAGUCACCUAGAAGAGUUGUACCAAGUUGAAUGUGGAAAACCUCUAAAAAUGGCCUACAAAUUGUCGGAAACCUGCUUACAUCCUAGUUCUUUGGAAAGGACUAACGUGAAAUUCGCUGAUGCCAUUUUCCAUGAAUCAACAGUGGGUGCUCUCAGAUUUUACGGAAUGUUGGACAAGCCUGCUUGGUUGUCCACGGCGGCUUUCCUAGAAAUCAUCCGAAGAUGGUUCGACAUCGUUAAUGUCAAAACAAUGAGUAAAGGGUAUAAAAAGAAAAGUGAAUUCAUGAUGCCCGUCAGCAAAACCACUCAGCAUCAGCUACAAUAUCUGAAAAAGUUUGCGGAUUGGUUGGAAGUGUGGGGUAAUAUGUCCGAGAAAUCCCUGACUCCCCAAACCAAAUUAGCUGCGCGGCAAGUCUCAGCUACCACGGGCUUGCAGAGCUCUCUACAUUUCUCUUGA
Tigriopus californicus is the source of this 2251-nucleotide messenger RNA. RefSeq lists its product as uncharacterized. The transcript has 2 exons. The record is from RefSeq and is a predicted model, not a curated record. NCBI's taxonomy places the organism in Eukaryota, Metazoa, Arthropoda, Copepoda, Harpacticoida, Harpacticidae. Bases 503 to 2251 code for a protein of 582 amino acids.